CACAAUUCUUCGACAAAAGCCUUGAAAGCUUCAUUUCCUCUUCCCUCCCUCGCCAGUCUCUCACCGCUCAUCCAGGACUGCUCUUUUAGCCCUUCCUCGGAGGCUUUGAGAGCGGCGGCGGUCGAGGGAGGUGGCGACGGCGGCGGAGGAGUGCUUCUUCCUGUGCUUGCGGGUUGAUUGUGCGCGAUUCGUCGAGGAAUGAGGAGCAGGCCUCGUGAGAUCCGACGCGGGCUGGACCGGUCCGAUCUAGGAUGACCGAGGCUGAUUUCGGCUCGGAGUUCGGGGGUUGCUUCACCCUUGCUGGACGAAGAAGAACGGGCUGCUCCUUGUCUCUUCGACGCCAGCUUCAUGGCGACCACCAAGCGCGCUUACAAGCUGCAGGAAUUUGUGGCGCAUUCUUCCAGCGUCAAUUGCCUGAAGAUUGGGAGAAAGACGUCGAGAGUUCUUGUUACUGGAGGAGAGGACAACAAGGUUAAUAUUUGGGCUAUUGGAAAACCUAAUGCCAUAUUGAGCCUAUCUGGCCAUAUGAGUGCUGUUGAGUCAGUAAGUUUUGAUUCAUCAGAGAUAUUGGUAGCUGCUGGUGCAGCUAGCGGCUCGGUAAAGUUGUGGGAUUUGGAAGAGGCAAAGAUUGUUCGAACUCUGACCGGCCACAGGUCAAAUUGUAUAGCUGUUGACUUUCAUCCAUUUGGAGAGUUCUUUGCUUCUGGAUCUCUGGAUACAAAUCUGAAGAUAUGGGAUAUUAGAAGAAAGGGAUGCAUUCAUACAUACAAGGGUCACAGCCGAGGGGUUAAUGCUAUUAAAUUCACCCCUGAUGGGCGGUGGGUUGUUUCUGGUGGAGAAGACAACACUGUGAAGCUUUGGGAUCUUACUGCUGGAAAACUUUUACAUGAUUUCAAGUUUCAUGAGGGUCAGAUUCAGUGCAUUGAUUUCCAUCCUCAUGAAUUUCUGCUGGCAACAGGUUCAGCUGAUAGAACUGUUAAGUUAUGGGAUCUUGAAACUUUUGAGCUAAUAGGGUCUGCUGGACCUGAGACUUCUGGUGUGCGUUCUAUGACGUUUAAUCCUGAUGGGAGAACAUUGCUUUGUGGAUUGCAUGAGAGUCUGAAGGUUGUUUCCUGGGAACCAAUAAGAAGCCAUGAUACUGUGGAUGUAGGAUGGUCUAGACUAUCAGAUAUGAACAUUCAUGAGGGUAAACUUCUUGGAUGUUCAUACAAUCAAAGCUGUGUUGGAGUAUGGGUUGUGGACCUUUCUCGCAUUGAGCCAUAUGCAAUUUCUGGUGCUGCUAGAUCAAAUGGUCAUUCUGAACCAAAGUCUACAUCAAGUGGUAAUCCAUCUACGCAAACUGACAACAAUAUAAAGUCUAGCAUGGGGAGGCUAUCAAUAUCACAAAGUUCAGAAGCAAAUGCUAAGGAAACAAAACCAGAAGCAUCAGCUGCAAGCAUCCCUGGUACCCCUCAAAGAACUGGGACAAAUGCUGGUGUAAAAACAACUACAACAGCACCUACACCUGUUUCUACUACUUCAAAAAGAAGUUCAUCAAAAGCUCAGGCUACGACAAAUCUUCAGACAAUCAAUAAAUCUGAUAUAAUACCUGUCAUUGUUCCAAGAACUAACCCACGAGGAGAGUUGUCCUCUGAUUCUACUAAGGUGACUGGAGUUGGAAGAACAAUACCAUAUGAUAUCCAAUCAAAAUUUGCUAAUUUUCGGAAGGUAUCAAACAUCAGAGAGAAUUCAGACAAAGCAGAUAUGUCCAUUGAGUCUGGACUUGUGGGUAAUAGAAACACUGAACAAAAUGAAUAUUUGGGCCAAACUUCUAUUUCUUCUGCCAACGCUGUAACUCAGCUAGUGACUGCUGGAGAAAAUAACCAGGAUGGUGUUAGACGUGUUAUAACAGGUAGGGGACGAUUGAACUCAUUCAGAGAGUCAACUGCAAAUUAUGAUCAGGAAAAUUAUAAUAUCAAAAUCGAGAAGCCAAAGGAAGUGUGCCCUAUUGAUGUUCCACAAAGAGGAAGAACAAGGUCAAUUGCUUCAAACUGGGAAAGGAGGGAAUGUUCUCCAAGCUAUGAGGGGCCAGUGUCAAGCAAUUCCUCUGAGACAAUGAUGGCUACUAGCUCCUUAUAUUCUUUGAGAGGUCAUAAUCGAUUUGCUGAAGAAACUGUACCUGCCUCUGAUGAGGAUUCCAUUUCUAUUUUAUUAGAAAAACAUGAUCAAUUCUUAAACUUAACACAGUCUCGGUUGAUCAAACUACAGGUAGUUUCCCGGCUUUGGGAAAGAAAUGAUGUCAAGGGCGUUGUCGGUGCAAUUGAGAAGAUGUCUGAUUAUGCUGUUUCUGCUGAUGUAUUGGGUUGUUUGAAGGACAAAGGUGAUAUUGUCACUCUAGAUAUUUGCAUGUCUCUCCUACCGCUCCUUACUGGCCUUCUUGAGAGUAACAUGGAUAGGCAUGUAGGUGUUUCCUUGGGAAUGUUGCUGACACUUGUCAGAAUCUUUGGUCCUGUAAUACAUUCAACCUUGUCAGCUGGUCCAUCUGUUGGUGUUGAUCUUCAAGCAGAGCAGAGGCUGGAACGUUGCAAUUCGUGCUUCAUUGAGUUGGAAAAAGUCAAGCAUAGGAUUUCUUCCAUGAGUAGAAGAGGAGGGUCUAUUGCAAAGGCUGCACAAGAGCUGAAUCUCGCUCUUCAGGAAGUACUGUGACUGGCUAACAUACACACAUGUAUAGUGGAUUAGCCAUGGACCUGCCGUUCUUUAGAUCCCUGUCUCCCCGUAGCGAGCUGGUCAUUCAUCUGCUGACUCACCAGAUACGGGCGCUGAAGCUAAACACUCCAGAUAUCAUACUGCUUGCAUCAUGUACCCAUUCUGUGGUCUGACAUUGUUGGUCCGUGCAGCAGCAUGCGGAGGGUAUACACGUAUGACGGCAGUAGGAAAAGUUCCAUAAUACUCACAAAGAAUCGAUCUGAGCAUAACUGUUAUGUUAUCACAAGAGGCUUUGCUGGCAUCUUUUGAGGUUUGCUGCAUGAGGUGUUUUGUGUUUUCUAUAUGCAACGGAUUUUAAUCCUAGUAAAGUUUUCAUUGCUUAGAAUUGGAUUGAGUUGCCUAUAGCCCAUCAAUUGUUAGGGUGAGGAGGCAUAAGGGGAAGCUUUUUCUCUGUACCUAGUUCUUGUAUCACAAGUUGCAGCAAUGACAGAAAAAGGUUUUCCAAAAACUUUGAUCCAGAAAACUCAGCCCCUCUAA
This is a messenger RNA of Musa acuminata subsp. malaccensis (wild Malaysian banana), 3222 nucleotides long. Its product is annotated as katanin p80 WD40 repeat-containing subunit B1 homolog KTN80.4. Gene Ontology annotation, molecular function: microtubule binding. The record is from RefSeq and is a predicted model, not a curated record. Gene Ontology annotation, cellular component: katanin complex. Gene Ontology annotation, biological process: microtubule severing; microtubule depolymerization. Lineage: Eukaryota; Viridiplantae; Streptophyta; Magnoliopsida; Zingiberales; Musaceae.